Messenger RNA from Crotalus tigris (Tiger rattlesnake), 2546 nucleotides. It is a transcript of the gene ITM2B, whose product is annotated as integral membrane protein 2B. Gene Ontology annotation, biological process: negative regulation of amyloid precursor protein biosynthetic process. The record is from RefSeq and is a predicted model, not a curated record. Gene Ontology annotation, molecular function: amyloid-beta binding. The transcript has 6 exons. Bases 281 to 1105 code for a protein of 274 amino acids. Gene Ontology annotation, cellular component: extracellular exosome; Golgi apparatus; plasma membrane. Lineage: Eukaryota; Metazoa; Chordata; Lepidosauria; Squamata; Viperidae.
CGGCGGAGGGUUGGCUGCUCGAUCCGGCCGUCGAAGCUGAGUUGGCUGGCUGGCUCCCGCCCUCCCGAAUCCUUCCCCUGCCUCUCGGCUUCCCUUGCUCGGUCGGGUAUGCUCGGCACCUGAGGGCGACAGAGGAAGAGGAGGGAAGCCGCGCAGAACCUGCCCCGCUCUGCCCCUGGGACUCGGCGAGAACGAAGCGGAGGCCCGAUCGGCCACCUUCGCCGCAGCUGCUUGUCGCUUUGCUUCCCUGCUGAAGCCUUAGCCGAGAGCUUCUGCAGCCAUGGUGAAGGUCUCGUUUAACUCGGCCUUGGCACAGAAAGACUCAGCCAAGGAGGAGGAGGAGGAGGAGGAGGAGGAAAGGGGGCAGAAUGAAAAAAACAGCUGCAGCAAUCAAGUGCUCAUCUUGUCCCCAGACACAAAGGAUCCAGCAGAAGUGGUGCCUCUUGGACAAAGAAGAACUUGGUGCUGGUGUAUGUGUUUUGGAUUAGCUUUUAUGCUUGCUGUUGUCAUCCUUGGCGGUGCCUAUCUGUACAAAUAUUUUCAAAUUCAGGAAAAUGUUUACUUCUGUGGAAUUAAGUAUAUUGAGGAUGGCUUAACCCUAACUGACUCAGAUACAAUUGGUUCAGCUCCUCGCUAUCAGAUAAUUGAAGAGAGUAUCCAGAUCCUCCAGGAGGAGGAUAUUGAGUUCAUUAGUGUGCCAGUUCCAGAAUUUGCCGACAAUGAUCCAGCUGAUAUUGUUCAUGAUUUUCAGAGGAAACUUACAGCUUAUCUUGACCUCAGCCUGAAUAAGUGCUAUGUCAUUUCUCUGAAUACGUCAGUUGUUAUGCCACCUAAAAACUUCUUAGAACUGCUGAUCAACGUCAAAGCUGGAACAUACUUGCCACAAUCAUACUUGAUUCAUGAACACAUGAUAGUCACUGACCGCAUUGAAAAUGUGGAUCAACUGGGUUUUUUCAUUUAUCGCCUUUGUCGUGGUAAAGAGACUUACAAAUUGCAGCGUAAGGAAGCACUGAAAGGCAUUCACAAGCGUGAAGCAGAUAAUUGCCGGAUAAUUCGACAUUUUGAGAACAGAUUUGCGAUGGAAACACUUAUUUGCGAAGAAUAAUAGGGAAUGCUACCGUAACAGAAGAUUAAAAAGAUACUUCAAUUUAUCCUUUCUAUUAUGUGCAGUGAUUUCUUUUUCUAAUCAUUUAUGUAAAGAAUAGACAAGGCUAUAUAGCCGAAUCCAAUUACUUAAUCUCAUGAAACAUCUUUAUGUCAUAUUUUGAAGUAUAAUGUUAUUUUUUAUGUUGGCAUAGAAGCGAUAUAUUGUUAGUGUAUUUCACAUAAUAAAUCCUGAACUAUCAGGAGGUAAAUUAUGCAUCCAAUAUUACAAAAAAAUCUAUAAAAUAAUUGUAGUUAAAAGCUAAAAAAGUGUAUAGAUCAAUUGCAACUUUUGAGGUUUUUAACAGUAUAUUAGUACUAUUACGGAUUAUAGCUCAUUAAGAAACAUUUUAUAAUAAAGCGGAAUUUGUUGUGAUUCCAAACAGUCACAUUUAAAUUCACUUCAAAUUGGCUGUGCUAAUAUAGGUGUUUGCUGUACAAACUCUAGCAGUAAUUUCAUGUUACUUUAUAUAAGCUAUCUGUGUGCAAAAGAAAAUAAAUACAAAUCUGUUUGUGUAAAUGUUUUUGCUAAAUUCUUUUUACAUCAGGGGUCUUCAAACUUGGCCCUUUUAUGACUUGUGGACUUCAACUCUCAGAAUUCCUCAGCCAGUGUGCCUGGCUGAGGAAUUCUGGAAGUUGAAGUCCACAAGUCAUAAAAGGGCCAAGUUUGAAGACCCCUGUUUUACAUGAAUUGUUUGUCUUAGAAUUGUAUUUUAGUGGAGUUAAAUUUCUAGUAAUCACAGUACUAGGCUACUAAAUCUUGGAAUUAUUUAAUUUUAUUUGUAAUAAUGAUUUAGAGUAAAACUGAAACACUGUUUCUAAAAAAAUAAAUGUUAAAAUAUUGUUUUCUUUGGUUUUACUAAGGGUUUAUCAUUUAAUUGUGUAUUUAAGUAGCAAAGAGUGGAUUUUUCUUAAAAUUCCUUACCUGGCAAUCUCUCUGCAUGGUGGGGGGAACAAGUCAGCCACAGGAGAAAUGCAGAAGUGGCCUCCCUCCCCCACUCCAAAGAGUGAAGAGAUUGGAGUGGAAGGGAUUACAAGGGAGUAAGUAGGUGCGCAAUAGGAAUAUGUCUGUUUGCAUAGUGUGUUUGCAACUGCCAGCAGCAGCUCAUUGCUUUUGUUGUGUAUUCUUCAGUGUCCCUGCUUAUUCUUUUGUAAUCCCUAAUUUCUCCACUCUGCAAGGUGGAAAAAAACCAAGAAAAAUAUGUAUUGAUUGUAAUGGUGAUCACAUGACAAAGGGAUGGGGUGAAGGUUGUAAAUGUGGGCAUUGGAUAUAAAAUUAUUUUUUCAACACCAUCAUAACUUUGAACCAAUUAAAUGAUAAACCCGAAUAAGGCACUUAGUAAGUGAAGAUUAUCUGUAUUGGCAUGGAUUUCAUGGGAAAAGUAUAUGUAAAACUGAAAAAA